AUGACUUCGGGCCCCCAAACCAUCGUCCUGAUCACCGGCGCAAACCAAGGCAUUGGCUACGCAGCCGCCGAGCAACUUCUCAAACGGAAGAACUAUUACAUUCUCCUCGGCUCGCGCAAUGCAGAAAGCGGCGCAAAAGCUGCCGCCGAGAUGGACCCUUCAGGCAAAUUGGUGGAGCCAAUCACCAUAGAUGUGACAGACGAUGCAUCCAUUCAAGAAGCAGCAGGCCACAUCGCAUCAAAGCACGGCCGAAUAGACGUCCUGAUCAACAAUGCCGGUAUCAACAACGAAUUAUCUCUCUACUCGAAGCAACAAGAGAGUACAGAGAGCAAACCAGAUCUCGCAGCCUUGCGUCAGAUAUACCGUGACGCAUACGAAGUCAACCUCUUCGGCGCGGCAAUCACAACAGAAGCCUUUACACCUCUUCUGGAGAAGGUAAUAGCUAAACCUGCGCGCAUCGUCUUUGUAUCAUCGCAUACCGGCUCUAUUGGUCUCCGUGUUGAUCAGUCUUCUAACUUCUACGAGAGGAUGAGCCAGCCCUCGUUCCCAGUUUAUCGUAGCAGCAAGACUGCGAUGAACAUGCUCACGCUGCAUUAUGCAGCUAAAUUCAAGGAGCAGGGGUGGAAGGUUAAUGCGUCGUGUCCGAAUUUGACAAAGUCGGCUUUCUCUCGAUUCAGUGAUUUGGGAAGGUCUCCGACCGAGUCUGCAGUUAAUAUUGUGCGGUUGGCAACUCUGUCGGAUGAUGGAGAGACAGGUAAAUACUCAGAUGAGAAUGGUGUGGUUGAUUGGUAG
Molecule: messenger RNA, 792 nt
Organism: Penicillium pulvis
Lineage: Eukaryota; Fungi; Ascomycota; Eurotiomycetes; Eurotiales; Aspergillaceae
Exons: 1
Coding region: 1-792 (263 amino acids)
Source: RefSeq, a predicted model, not a curated record